Molecule: messenger RNA, 1920 nt
Organism: Daldinia decipiens
Lineage: Eukaryota; Fungi; Ascomycota; Sordariomycetes; Xylariales; Hypoxylaceae
Product: Clavaminate synthase-like protein
Exons: 1
Coding region: 88-1680 (530 amino acids)
Biological process (GO): carnitine biosynthetic process
Cellular component (GO): mitochondrion
Molecular function (GO): oxidoreductase activity
Source: RefSeq, a predicted model, not a curated record
GGCCAUUCUUUCUUCACGAACCCCAAGUGGGCAUUCUCCCACUAGCUAUGCCUAUGCCUCAUCUCUAGCCAUAGUUAUCAUACACUCAUGGUCAGUAUGUCGCGGCGCUUGCUGAACUCCAAAAGUUUGCAGAUAUGUUCUGGCGGGUCCACCUUAAGCCUUGGUCUUCGCCAGACUCUUAUAAAUAGAGCAAACAGGAACUCUAUUUCGUUACGUUGGAAACAUGAGGUUGGAUCUCAGUCAACAACUCAAACUCGUGGAUGCAGCACCGCGGGGCGAGGUUUUGUUCCACGGCUUAGAGUCCAAACUUUACCAAGUCGAACUUCGAUCGGGCAUAAAAGAGGACUAGAAACCCAAGCAGAAAAAGGUUAUUCAUUAGUCCGACUGAGGGACGACGACUCAUUAUACGUUGGUAAUCCGGGCCAGAAACCGUUAGUCUUGGAUCGUCACUGGUUGCGCGACUCCUGUCAGUGCAGCAUAUGUGUGAACCCAGACUCUGGCCAGAAAAACUUUGGCACUUGCGAUGUCCCGACCGAACUCGAUAUCAAAUCAAUCCAACCGACUGAAGAAGGAGGUCUUAGAGUCAUUUGGGAGGGGGAUUUUCUAUCAUCCGGUAAUCAUGUGUCCUACUACACAGCUAAUCAGCUUGAUUCCUUGCGACUCGAAUAUGAGUUACCCGGAAUAACAUUAUGGGAUAAUGAUUUAUUCCAACGGGACCGUCUUACUAUUGAUUACGACGACUGGAUAGCAGGUGAGCAUGGAUUUUACUCCGGAUUACACCGACUUCAUACCCACGGACUAAUCUUCAUACGCAACGUGCCAUCUUCUGAGGAGUCGGUCGUAUCUAUCGCCAAUAAGAUCGGAAAUCUUCAAGAAACAUUCUAUGGGAGGACUUGGGAUGUACGCUCUAAGCCGAAUGCAGAAAACGUAGCGUAUACAAACUCCUUUCUCGGACUGCAUCAAGACCUACUGUACAUGCAAGAUCCGCCUCGUCUACAACUCCUACACUGUCUUGAGAACACAUGCGAGGGCGGCGAGUCUAUGUUUAGCGACGGCAUCAGAGCCUCCCAUCUAAUGGAUCUUGGGCCACGCUCGCUCUUUGAAUAUCUACUCAACAAACAUAUACGGUAUCAGUACAAGAAGCACGGGCAUUAUUAUCAGAUGUCGCGGCCCGUCAUCGCCAAAUUAACCAAAUUCCACCACCAAGUAGCCUGGUCCCCGCCGUUCCAAUCCAGCAUUCAACGCGUAGCCAAGACCGCCAGUGGCAGCCAAAAUCAUCGCGAAUGGCUAGAGGCCGCAACCAUAUUCCGACAGUUCCUAGAAGGCAAGCAAUGGAUGUACGAAUACAAGAUGCAGCCUGGAGAGUGCGUUGUAUUCGAUAACCUCCGCGUCUUGCACGGUCGGAAGCAGUUCAAUACUAGGUCCGGAAGUAGGUGGUUGAAAGGGGCGUAUAUUGCAGAUGACGUGUUCAGAAGCAAACUAAUCACCUCGAGUAAGGAACUAUUAGAGUUGGAUAGAGGAAACCAGCUCUCCUUGUUAUAUCAGGUUUCUAGUUUUAACCUCAAGUACAAAAUAUGGGACGGGCGUGAGACAAUAAACCGGAUGACGCAGAUUGGAGUUGACCUGGGAGGUGAAAGGAACUAUACCCAACCGAACGGUGCUAUAAUUUCGUACUAUUAGAUACGAAUAUGACCACAUAAACUACCUAACCUAGGAAGACCUGCAAGGACUACUCAGAAUCAAAUCGCCAACGCUGAAUAUAGCUUGUUAUAUCCGCUCUUGUCAUUAAUAAACUAUAGGUUAGGUACCUAUCUAUAACUUUGCUGAGUUUUAAUAAGAUAAACUACCCUUGACCUUCCCUUUUCUGCGCUUGAUACCAGCUAUUCUACACGGUUGAUAGCUGCUUGCGUAAAAGUUGAC